Molecule: messenger RNA, 2085 nt
Organism: Polychytrium aggregatum
Lineage: Eukaryota; Fungi; Chytridiomycota; Chytridiomycetes; Polychytriales
Exons: 7
Coding region: 285-2033 (582 amino acids)
Source: RefSeq, a predicted model, not a curated record
CGCCCGGCCUGAUGAUGGACAUGCGUGCUGCCGAUGAUGCUCACCGACGCUGGCGAGGGUGUCGUGGAGACAUCGAGCAUGCUGCAUGCCGCGGGAUGUCCUCCGGCGUUGCCUGCGAUUGGGCAGCAGCGGCACUGACGGGCAGCCCGUAUUGUGGUAGUUUGUGAUUGGCACAGCAUCCGCCAAGGCAAGUUCUCUGUCUGCUCCUACCUCGGACCAGCCUCUCCGGCUCGGUGCAUGCGAGCCCCAGCAGACAAGUGCUGGGCAAGCUCGACAGAACACAAAUGCCUCUGCAGCUCAAGAAGAAGACCGGCCGGCUCACGCUACCGCCCCUCCACGAGGAGCAUCGGUUUGGCAGCCGCUACAUGAGCACGAGCAUGAUGGAGUCAUUAUCGCAUAUCCGUUCGCCGAAAUCACCAAGUCGGACUCUGACGCCCAACAAAUCCAUCGGCUCGCUCAAAAAGAAGAAGAAAAGGCGUCGGCGGAGGUCGGCGGUCGAUGACGACGACUGGGACAGUGACGACGACGACGAUGACGACGACGAUGAUGACGAUGAUGAUGACGAUGAUGAUAAUGACGAUGAUAGCAGCGACAACGACGACGAUGAAGACGGGCACGACGACGACAGCGACGGCUCCGGAGAUAAUGUCUCGAACUCUAGCCGUGAGGAAGAGGAUGCCCGGCGCUCAGUUGGAGGUGACUCCAAGGGCUCAUCGCAAGCGAGUCUGAUGCUGUCGGCUGCCGGGAAGGCGACGCUGUCGAUUCGCGAUCGACGGAAGCUCGGAGCCAAAAACGAGCGUGGUAGUGGGAUACUGGCAACCGAUGGGGUUUCUGCCAAGCUUGGAUCCAAAGUCGCGCUGAUGUCGAACCAAGGAGAGACUCAGGCGGUACAUCCUCUCCACCUCUCGCGACUGGCACACUAUCCCCUGAGACUGACAGGCUCCGAGCUCGCUCUGUUCAGCACCACCACGGGUUCAUUCCGUGGGCCCCGGGACGCCUAUGCCCGCUUCCUCACGCAAGCCAAGGGGCUGAAGAUGCGGCCGAUAUCCGGAUCUCCGAAGCAAGUCGUGCUCGUGGGAAAGGGCCCCGGCAAGAGGAAAAAGUCCCUUGCCGCGGUCGGGCCAAACUCCUGGCGAUACCUCAAGAGCGUUAGCCCGUCGGCAUACCAGCGGAAAAUGAAGCGUGAGCAGCAGAAAGUCACACAGGAACGAAAGAUUGAGGUCCUUUACGAUCUGCGGCUCAAAAUCAUUGCACUUAUGGGUUCGCUGAAGCUGUACCAUCCGAUAUUCGAGGAACUAAAAAUGGAAAACGAGGUGCUCAAAGAAAAGCAUCAAGUCCUCACCGAGAAGAAUAACAUGCAUGUCUCCGAGUGCUUGAAGGAGACCGAAGAUGCCGACAGGACAAUUACCAACCUGCAAAGACAACGCAAGAAGCAGCGGGCACGGCUGGAGAAGGAACUCAAGGAGUAUGAGCUCGAGGCCGAGAAGGAUGUCGAAGUCCUCAAGCAGCAGGCAUACAAAUCAAAGAUGUAUCUCAACGAGGUGGAGCUCGAAGUCGAGGAUUUGCUCGAGUUUCAAAAACGAACAACAGAUAACCCGGAGAUACUGAAGCGAGAAAUCGAUGCAGUCCGGGCUGAGCAGCAAAAGCUGAUCCAGGACCACCAGACACAGCUGCGAGUCGUCGAGGAAAAGGCCAGGAUCGAGCUACAGGAGAGCGAAGACAAGAUGUUCAACACCAUCCAGAGUCUGAUUGAUGACGCCAAGAUGAGCCUGACCGAUUAUGUAGCCAAGGUCACAUCGGUCGCCUACAAGCAGAACGCCCGUCUACGGAGGGAAAUCCAGCUCCAUCAGCAGCAGCAGGAGCGCUAUAAGCAGGAGCUUUCCAAGGUCAAGGAGGAGAUCCGGCGUCUGACCGAGGAGAAGAAGCAGAACGGCGACCCACGCCGGAAAGUACUGGAUCUCCAGAGCUGCAUGACUUGCACCCCAGACAUGGAGUUUCCCGUCACCGAGAAGCGGUCGUCGCUGAUUCUGUAGAAACCAGCCCAAUGUGUGAACGACAGUACAAAGCCCGCGCCAUUGAGAUACU